Molecule: messenger RNA, 4461 nt
Organism: Copidosoma floridanum
Lineage: Eukaryota; Metazoa; Arthropoda; Insecta; Hymenoptera; Encyrtidae
Gene: yrt
Product: erythrocyte membrane protein band 4.1-like yurt
Biological process (GO): actomyosin structure organization
Cellular component (GO): cytoskeleton
Molecular function (GO): cytoskeletal protein binding
Source: RefSeq, a predicted model, not a curated record
UUACCUUCACACGGAGAGCAACUAGGCUUUUGUCAUUAAUUCUUGUAUACGUUUGCGCCUAACGAAAACAGGUCACCGUGACGACGAGUAGGAGGAUAUAUACCUGUUCGCUAAGUUGCAAAUCUCGCUACCUAACAACAGCUCGCCUCUCAGAUCCUUAUAUCUCUUAAAGUGUCUGCCUGAAGCAGAACUUCCGUGGAUGUGUGCCGCGUGGGGGUGUAGCUGUAGCAGAUCGCCGAUCAUCGCUGCAAGUAUAACAGUGUCGUAUCGCCAAGCCAAGUAAGUAGUGGCGGAGCUCCAGAGAGAAGUCUUUUUUUUUGUCGAGAAGCAAAGAAGAGGACGUAUACACACAUAUACCUGCUUGCAUAUUUACGAGCAGGUAUGUCGCCGCGUUGCUGCAGCAGGGCGGAGCUGCCGCGUCGUCGUCGAGCUUCUUCUUCGUGAGAGAGUGAAGCUUAUUGCUGCUGUUGUGUUAUUGUAAUUAAUCUCUUUGAUGCUGCUGUGAAGUGUACUGCAAGCGAGAGUGAACGAUGCUGAGGUUCCUGUCGAGACGCCGGGCCCGCAGUGUCAGCGGCCAGAACAACUCGUCCCAGAUCAAGAAUCAGCGACUGCUCAGCAACAAAAAUAUCGUCCAGUGCCGUGUUAUUUUGCUGGACGGUGCCGAUCUGUCGAUCGAGUUGUCGAAAAAAGCACUGGCCAAUGAUCUCUAUGAGCAAGUAUUCUACAGUUUGGACCUUAUUGAAAAGGAUUACUUUGGCCUGCAGUACACCGACAGCAAUAACGUUCAGCAUUGGCUUGAUCCGACAAAGCCGAUAAAAAAACAAGUAAAAAUUGGGCCACCUUACACGUUAAGGUUAAAAGUAAAGUUUUAUUCAUCUGAACCAAACACCUUGAGGGAAGAGUUGACGCGGUAUCAAUUCUUUUUGCAACUCAAGCAGGAUGUUCUGGAAGGAAAGCUCUACUGUCCCCAUCAAAUUUUGGUGCAACUUGCUGCACUGACAUUACAAUCUGAACUAGGAGAUUAUGAUCCAACAGUGCACACAGCAGCUACAGUGUCGGAAUUUCACUUUGUUCCAAACCAAACUGAACAGUUGGAGUUGGAAAUCUUAGAAGAAUUUAAAAAAUGCACUGGACUCAGCCCAGCUCAAGCAGAGUCUGCGUACCUGGGAAAAGCCAAAUGGCUCGAUAUGUAUGGCGUGGACAUGCACACUGUCAUGGGUAAGGACUCGUGCGAGUACUCGCUCGGUCUAACGCCCACAGGUAUCCUUGUGUUCGAGGGAAGCCAAAAAAUUGGUCUAUUUUUCUGGCCGAAAAUCGGUAGACUGGAUUUUAAAAAGAAAAAAUUGACUCUAGUCGUGGUCGAGGAAGACGACGAGGGCCGCGAGCAAGAGCACACGUUUGUGUUCCGUUUAACGAAUGAAAAGGCUUGCAAGCAUUUAUGGAAAUGUGCAGUCGAGCACCAUGCAUUCUUCAGACUGCGCGCACCCGUCAAAGGUGCCAGCGGUCGACAAAACUUGUUCCGCAUGGGCUCGCGCUUCCGCUACAGCGGCAAGACUGAAUUUCAGACGACUCAGCUUAAUAGAGCUCGUCGCACGGUGCAAUUCGAACGAAGACCCAGUCAGCGAUACGCUCGCCGGCAGAGUCACGUUCUUAGAGAUAGGCAGCGUCAGGUGCAAGACCAGACGCCGCAAUUGUCAUCUGCUGAAGAGGAGCCGUUAGAGAGGCAGCCCAGCAGAUGUAGUAGUGCAAAGUCCUCAGUGUCCGAUAAUAGUAGCGUUAAGGGCGCAUCGUCGCCUCUGGUGGAUUCGAUUCUUAAGAGUCUAGCUAAAGAACAGCAGCCUCCUGAGCCGAGAAAUGAGGCAGCAGUAGCUAGCAGUCAAAAGGAAACUGAUCUGAUGAAAACGAGCUUGACUAUCGAUAAUGUGGCUUGUCAGCCUUUGACACCUGUUGUUCCCAACAAUCAGGUGAUUGGUGCAACAGCUUUGACGCCUCGUACGCCAAUACCCCCGGAAUCUUUAAAGUGUAAUAUCCUGAAAGCAAAGGUUCUCGAACAGGGAAAGAACUCGAACUUGGUAUCGAUUUCCACGUCUGAAACACCCUCUGCUAUUUCGGAUAAGUCACAGUUGUCAGCUGAAGCGGCAACCAUAGUAUCAGUGGGUGGCGAUAAAUUGACGCUCUCUGUGAGUGGAAUAUCGUCGAGUCCCACGCCAGUUGAUGACGCGGUCACAGUCACUCACUUCUCGUUCGAUAGCUGGGGCAAGAUUCAACAGAAGACAACUCCCUUUACUCCAAAAGUGGUAAAUCGAUCACAAAAUCCUUUCAAUCCAUUCACAAACCUGGACGAGUCGCUUAUUACUAGCAACGGGGAAGAAAGUAUUGCUGCUGCAGCGGCUGCUGUGCAGCCCAUCACAGAGGAACUCAUGUCUUUAGAACCGGUAAAAACGCCAGAGGAAAAGAAAGUCAACACCAACCCUUUCAUCGACUCAAACCCUUUCUUUGGACUGCUCAAUCCUUUUGCUUCCGACCUCAGCCCAACUCCUACUCCAACUCCUACCCCAACUACUCCGACUCUCAAAACUCCGGUUUUCGAGGAACCACCAAAAGAGGACAAGACAGACUCGGCAGUUAUGCCUAUUGUCAAUGGUACGAGAGUUGUGAAAACAGAGGAGAUACAGACCACCACGACCACCCUCACCCACAAAGAGAAUACUCCAGCAGCGUCAGACAUCAGUCCUUGGUUGGUGGCGGAUCCAGCUCAAACUACAACGACAACACAAAACACCCCUACAAAACACACUGUAAUAACUCGCAAGACGGUUAUUACGACACAGCUUUAGGCCUUUCCUUCUCAAAGUCGGUUCACCUAUUAGCAUAACGUCACAGAAGAAUACAAAUCAGCAGAAUAGUAUUACUAUUUAUAACACAGAGUUGCUGAAUAUUCUACUGUCAAGUUUGAGCUUUGCAUCCAAUCAAGGUAUGUGUUGCCCAUAAUGAUUUCUACAAAUUGCAGGAAGUUACUACACUUCUCGUCUGUGUGCUGAGCAAUCUUUCCUAACUGGUGCUACCAUUGCUUCUCUCAGCUAUAAUUUUUACUGUACUUGUAGACAUAAGUAUGGAUUUGUCAAAACAUACAUGCAUAUAAAUAUGUAUGUUGAGAGAAAAAAAAAUUUUCAGGCUCUGGUAGAUCGUGUGCCAUGUUUCACGAAAGAUAUAGUAUUUCUUAUUAUGAUAAGAGACAAAUUUUUACGAAACGAAACUUUUUUUAAACUGUGAUUUUAUCGUCAUUUUAAGGAAUCAAAAAAAAAACCAGCUAAAAUCUUUUUUAAUUAAGAAUUUUCUUCAAUUCCUCAGAAGACUGGAAUUUAUACGUUUUUAAACAAAUUAACGACACGAGAGAACGUGGCCUGACUAAAUGGAAUGAGUUUUUUAUACCAUUUUGCACUAGGUGAAAAAAAAAAUUUUAACGUGCCUUCAAAUACUUGUUCUAAAAUUUGUACUUACUUUGGUGUAACAACGAGUGUUAUACAGUUUUAAAAAAAAAUCAUCUUUUUCAGGUAAAGUAGAGAUUAGUCAAAGUAUGAAGUGAGAUGUAUUGUAUUUAAGCAAGUUCUUUAUUUACACAACAAAGAAGUUUAUCCAAAAUAAACUUCAAAUCAAUAUUGGCUGCGUAAUAUUUCCAAUCGGUGUAAAUAAAGAUUAAAAAUUGAAUGUUAAAAUUUACUGACUUGUGUCGCAGUAUUAAAAGAGAAAGAAAAUAUUUUACAUUUAUUUACUUAUUUGUACUUAGUACUUAAAGUCUAUUUUAAAGUUUCAUUUUUCUCUGAAAGAUACAUUCCCUUCCUGAUCUCUGUAUUAAAAUUUAGCCAAGCAUUAACUGUAUGAAAUGCGACUCGUAUACACAGUCAUGCAUUUAUUAUUUGUAUUUGAAUACAUAAAGGUAAUGCGUUUGGUGUAUACUUGAAAGCAUCAAUCACAUUAAAUUAUUAUACAUGAUGAAACAGGACUGCAAUAUAUUUAGAGUUUUUAUGUGCAUUGUUAUAAAGUUUUAUUAUAUUAUGUAAAUUGCGGCUUUUAAAAAAAAAUAUAUAUAUAUAUUUGUAAAUAGUACGUAAAACACAAGUUGCCUUAUAUAGACGUAAUAUUUACGAGAAAAGGUGAAAAAAAAUCUGCUUUAUUUUUACUGCUUGAUGAAUUUUCGCUUGAAAUAUAAAAUUUACACACAUCUGCUUUUUAUUUGAUAAUAAAGAACUAGAUGGAAUCACGAUUCAUCAAUUUUUCAACGGCAAAUCAAUGAAAGAAUGGAGUGAGAUAUUUUUUACAAAAAAAUUAAUGAUCGUUGGUAAAUAAGUUAUUAAAAUAUUGUUUUAAAAACUUUUAUCCGAAUUAUGUCGACUCAUGAUUUUGGAAUAAGUAUGUAUGUCUUUUACAACAUGUCCUAAUAAAAAUAGACAAUAAUUUUAA